Messenger RNA from Magnolia sinica, 1098 nucleotides. RefSeq lists its product as uncharacterized. The record is from RefSeq and is a predicted model, not a curated record. The coding region runs from base 1 to 1098 and encodes 365 amino acids. Lineage: Eukaryota; Viridiplantae; Streptophyta; Magnoliopsida; Magnoliales; Magnoliaceae. Gene Ontology annotation, molecular function: microtubule binding. The transcript is spliced from 6 exons.
AUGGUGGCCCAUGUGAGUGAUUUUGGCAUCGCAAGGUUCCUUUUCGUGGCUGUUGAAGAUAACUCCACAAACAAAACCAACUCCAUUGUGGUGAAGGGAUCCAUUGGGGGGCUUUCAGAAAAUUGUAAUAGUAAUGGUCGCAUUGGAGGUGUUGAGGUUGAAAAUGCCCUGGAAAGGGACAACAUACCAAACUCGAGCAAGGAAAUGGAAGAGGCUCCUGUGUUGGUGCCAUCAGGCAAGUGUAAUUUGCGCAAAAGUUUAGCUUGGGAUAGUGUCUUCUUCACAAGUGAAGUUGCAAGUAAAACAUUCAAGAAGUCCUCGACACAUGCAUUACCUGGAAUUCAAGAAGAUCUUAGGAAAUCAGCUGAGUCAACCUCUGCAUUAUGCAGCGAUGCUUCAGCACUCGAAAGCCUUGAAAUUGAAUUGUUUAGGAUAUACGAGCCUCCGUUAUCAUCCAUCCCUGCUGUAUGUUUCAUCUUAGAGCAUGUGGUAAAUCAGUACAUUCUGAAAUUUCUGAUGAAGCCCGUCAGCAAGCCUUUGAGCUCUUCCAAGAGUCAUGGUCUUAGUAAGCAAGUGCUAGAAAACUCAAAGAAGGUUCUUGUUCGUCCACGAGCAGGUGCCACUAGAAGUGGAGACUGGAACUCUUCUUUAAAGCCACCGAAGAUUUUGCCAAGGGUGAACCCUCCCUCAACAGCAGCACCAACCAAGAAAACUUUGGCUUCUUCUGAGUGUAUCAAAAUAAGAAAUAAUACUGCGAAGGCUGCAGGAAGUGGAAGCAACUGGAAGUGUGUUGCACUUUGCCAGAAACUUGUUUUUGGUGCUACACCCACUGUGACUCCCAGUUCUAUACCUUCACCAAAAUCUUCUUCUUCAGGUUCUUCACUCCCAUCAACUCCCUCAUCGCAAAACAGAUCAGGCAGCACUAAGACCUUGAGAAAUAGAGCUGAUUCUAGAAAUGCCAAUCCAUCUUCUACCACUUCAAUUAUGAAAACCCCUCUUUGGAUCUCCAGAAAUAAAACCGAGUCCAGAAAUUCUAAUUUGAAGGCAUAUUUAAUGUCUACUUCCAAGUUCUACUUGUAUAACUUUUAUGGAGGAUAA